UUCUAGAUCAUGGAACUCUCUAAUUACAAGCUCUGCGUUCAUCAAUUCCCGUCUCACUCGAUCACUUUCACUGCCUUCCAACUCCAACAAUUUAAUUGUUAGGCACUGCGUUGAUAACUCGUAUGUAAAUUACUUCAAACUAAUUGACGAUAAAAAUGACUCAUUUGAUCAAAUUCAAAACAUUGAGCUCCCACGCAGGAGUCGCCGUAUCAAAUCUUUUGUGCUAAUUGGUUCCGUGAAUGGCUUGUUCAGUCUAUAUGAACAGCAUCGCUAUAUUCUUUGGAAUCCCUCUAUUAGAAAAUGUAUUACCCUUCCAAGGCCUUGCAUUACUUCCAAGACACAUGGCUCCAUUGGGUUUUGUCGCCAAGCAUUCGGGUUUGAUCCGCGAACUAAUGAUUAUAAGCUAGUGAGGAUUGCAUUUCCAAGUCGAAUUAAUAUGUCUGAAGAGGCCAAACCACCUCUAAUUGAGGUUUACUCUCUUAAUGAGGGGUGUUGGAGAGUUACUAGUACCUCUUUUCCUCCAGGUAUUACUUUUACUGAUUGGCGUCGACCAGCAACUUCUUUAAAUGGGGCAGUCCAUUUUGCUGUGGAAUAUGAGUACAAGCUCGGUGGCCCUUGUGGCCCAUUGGUUUUGUUAUUUGAUUUGCUUGAUGAGGUUUUUCAUGUGAUAUCAUUGCCAAAUGUUACAUUCAAAUGGACUAACAAUGCUCAUACCUCAGUAAUUGGGGGAUCGCUUUCUCUAUUACUUUAUUAUUAUGGUAGGCAUGCAGACAACAAGUGUUGUGCCAUUUGGGUGAUGAAAGAGUAUGGAGUUGUUGAUUCUUGGACUAAACAGUUCACUGUUAAUCUCAACGGAGGAGUAGAAAUUAUAAGGGUAUUAGGUCUCCAAAAGAAUGGUAAUAUAUUAGUGGAGGCAAUAUUAUCAGGACCAUGUCGUUGUGAGCUCUCUUCAUAUGACCCUAAGAGUGAACAAGUUAAGAAUUUGGGGAUUUGUGGGAGUUCAUACAAUUUUCAUGUUGAUAAUUAUAUGGAGAACCUUAGCUUACUCGACAAAUCAAAUGAGACAGUUUCCGAAAGGAGAGUGAGCAGGAAGAGUAAAUGCAGUUUAGAAGCAAAGAGAAUGGGACAUCAGCCUAUGUGAGGCCAAGUGGAAGGCGACUAGGUGAGAGUGGCAGGAUGGGACAACAUCAACUUCAAGAAAGGAAGAAGGAAAGCAAAAAGGUGUUCAGUUUAAGUCUGGAUGGGAUUUAGUAAUUGUUAUGUGUUUUGUGAUGUAUUCAGGGAACAAUCCAUAACACCAAAUUCUCUGUAUAUGAAAUUGACAACUGAACAAUGUUAAUAGGUCACAGCUUUUGUUUUUGAUCAGUAGGUACAUGUUCAUGGUGAAACUAAAUUCAGUUAGUUAAAUUUAUGUUUUAAAAUUCAUGUUCAUGAUUAUGCCCAA
Molecule: messenger RNA, 1444 nt
Organism: Quercus robur (English oak)
Lineage: Eukaryota; Viridiplantae; Streptophyta; Magnoliopsida; Fagales; Fagaceae
Product: F-box/kelch-repeat protein At3g23880-like
Exons: 2
Coding region: 437-1141 (234 amino acids)
Source: RefSeq, a predicted model, not a curated record